Molecule: messenger RNA, 3704 nt
Organism: Otolemur garnettii (small-eared galago)
Lineage: Eukaryota; Metazoa; Chordata; Mammalia; Primates; Galagidae
Gene: ALS2CL
Product: ALS2 C-terminal like
Exons: 28
Coding region: 387-3248 (953 amino acids)
Source: RefSeq, a predicted model, not a curated record
GGCAGUUUGGGGCUGAGGCGAGUGACAAGCGGCAAGGGCACUCCCGGCGGGGGAAGCGCACCGCACAGGGGAAGCUCAGGGACAGCACCCAGGACAUGAUGGCAGUGCUUAGGAGCCUGGCCUGAGCCGCGGUGCGACGGCCACAGGGCCUCACCUCGCCCGAGAGACUGCCAGGAGGAGGUGACUCCAGCUGGUCAAGGCGGAAGGGCCGAGUGGGAAGCCAAGAAGGCAGUCCCUCUCUCCACUGUCCACCACCAGACAUGCUCAGUUGAUUACAGAGGUCUCCAGGGAAGCCCAGGAAAAAGCCUUCACAGCAAGCAGAACUUCCUUGCCUGCCUGUCCAGACCAGGAAAUACCAAAGAAGCCCUGAGGAGGGUACCCUGGCAAUGUGCAGCCCUCAGGAGGCAGCCCUGCUGCGGCUAGAGGAGGUCUUCUCAGCCACCCUCGCCCGUGUCAAUAGCCUUGUCUUCCAGCCCCUGCUUUCUGCCGCCCCAGAGCCUUCGGAGCCGCAGAGUAGAGAGUGCCUGCGGCUCUUACAACAGCUGCACAGGAGCUCCCAGCAACUGUGGGAGGUGACAGAGGAAAGCCUGCACUCACUGAGGGAGAGGCUGCGUCACCCCGAUUCUACUGGUCUGGAAUCCCUGCUGCUGCUGCGAGCUACUGACCAUGUCCUGCAGCUCCACAUAGAGUACAUUGAAUCCUACACAAGCUGCUUAGUGGUACAGGCCUUUCAGAAGCUGGCAAAGAGGAGGAGUGAGUACUGGAGGGGCCAAAGGAAGGCGCUGCGGCAGCUCCUGGGCGGCAUGGGUUCGGAGGGUUCGGUGGGCCCAGCACUGCUCCAGGCUUUCCGCCAGCCGCUCACCCAUCACGUGCAACAGUAUGUGCUCCUCCUGCUGAGGCUUGAGGACACCGUCCCAGAGUACCACCCUGCCCGGGAGCUGGUGGUGAAUGCAGCCACUCUCUUUGGGAACCUACAGUCCUUCAUGAGUCAGGCAUUGGACCAGGCCAUGGCCACACAGGCCCUCUGGCACACUCUGAGCAGCCGGCAGAGGCAUGUGCUCUGCACCCCUGCUCACCGACUCUUGCAAGACAGCGAGGAUGUACCUGUGACCGUCACCCCACUGCGAGCUGAACGCGUGAUGCUCUUUGAUGAUGCCCUCAUCUUGCUGCAGGGCCACAACAUCCACACCUUUGAUUUGAAGCUAGUGUGGGUGAAUCCUGGGCAGGACAGGUGCACAUUUCACCUCCUUACACCUGAAGAAGAGUUGUCCUUUCGUACCAAGGAUCCCCAGGGCCAGGCAGUCUGGCAGUGGAAGGUGACCCAGGCUGUAUGCCAGGCUCUGCGUGGGAAGAAGGACUUCCCCGUGCUAGGGGCGGGCCUGGAGGCUUCUGAGCCCCCUGCUUGCCGCUGUGGGGCAUACACUUUCCAUGCGGAAGGCCGCUUCUGCCAAGCUACCUAUGAGGGCGAGUGGUGCCAGGGCAGGCCCCACGGCAAGGGAACCUUGAAGUGGCCAGAUGGGCAGAAUCAUGUGGGAGAUUUCCGCCAGGGCCUGGAGCAUGGGUUUGGCAUCCGCCUGCUGCCCCAGGCCUCUGAGGACAGGUUUGACUGUUACAAGUGCCACUGGCGGGAAGGCAGCAUGAGUGGCUAUGGUAUCUGUGAGUAUGGCACUGACGAGGUUUAUAAGGGCUACUUCCAGGAGGGCCUGCGGCAUGGGUUUGGGGUCUUUGAGAGUGCCCUGCAGGCUGCCCGGCCUUUCAGAUAUACAGGCCACUGGGAGAAGGGCCAGAGGAGCGGCUAUGGCAUCGAAGAAGACAGUGACAGGGGCGAACGCUAUAUUGGCAUGUGGCAGGCUGACCAGCGCCACGGCCCAGGGGUCGUGGUCACUCAGGCGGGCGUCUGCUACCAGGGCACCUUCCAUGCGGACAAGAUGGUGGGACCAGGUAUCCUUCUCUCUGAGGACGACUCCCUGUAUGAGGGCACCUUCACCAAGGACCUGACCCUCAUGGGGAAGGGCAAGGUCACUUUCCCCAAUGGCUUCACCCUGGAGGGCUCAUUUGGCAGUGGGGCAGGGCGAGGACUGCACACCCAGGGUGUACUGGACACAGCUGCUCUCCCGCUGGACCCAAGUAGUACCUGCAAGAGGCAGCUGGGCCUGGGUGCCUUCCCUGUGGAGAGCCGCUGGCAAGGAGUGUACGCCCCCUUCCGGGACUUUGUGGGUGCUGGCUGCCCUGGGGACCUGCAGGAGGCUCUGCUGGGCUUCCAGGUGCAGAGCUCGAGGGAGCUGCGCAAGUCCCAGGAUUACCUGUGCUGUGAGAGGACGUGCCCUGAGGACAGUGUGGGCACAAUUGAAGACAUCCUGGAGGAGUUGUUGCAGCACCGGGAGCCUAAGGCCCUGCAGGAGCACCUCAGAAAGGCUCUGAGCAACACACUGCACCCUCUGGGGAAGCUGCUUCAGACACUGAUGCGGACCUUCCAAGCUACAUAUGCAGGCGUUGGGGCCAACAAGCACCUUCAGGAGCUGGCCCAGGAGGAGGUGAAGCAGCAUGCCCAGGAACUCUGGGCCACCUACAGGGGUCUGCUACACGUUGCCUUACAGCGUAAGGGCCAGGCCCCAGAGGAGGAUGAAGAUGCAGAGACAAGAGACCUCCAGGUGCAUGGAUUGAUGCUGCCCCUUGUGCUGCCCAGCUUCUACUCAGAGCUCUUCACACUCUACCUGCUUCUUCACGAGCGGGAGGACAGCCUCUAUAGCCAGGGCAUCACCAACCUGAGCCUCUUCCCUGACACCAAGCUGCUGGAGUUCCUCGAGGUGCAGAAGCACUUGUGGCCCCUCAAGGACCUCACGCUAACGACCAAUCAGAGGUACUCCCUGGUCAGGGACAAGUGCUUCCUGUCAGCCACUGAGUGUCUACAGAAGAUCAUGACCACGGUGGACCCACGGGAGAAGUUGGAGGUGCUAGAGAGGACAUAUGGGGAAAUCGAGGCCACUGUGUCACGGGUGCUGGGCCAGGAGCACAAACUGCCCAUGGAUGACCUGCUGCCUCUGCUCAUCUAUGUGGUGUCACGUGCCCGAAUCCAGCAUCUGGGAGCUGAGAUCCACCUGAUCCGUGAUAUGAUGAACCCUAUCCACAUAGGAGGCCUGUAUGACUUUCUGCUUACAGCCCUGGAGUCCUGCUAUGAGCACCUCCAGAAGGAAGACAUGAGGCUGCACCACUUUCCUGGACACUGGGACUCCCGGGAGCUCUGGUAGCUUGGCCUCUUCUGGACUAAGUGCUGGUCUGCCAAGAGAGGUCACUGUGCACUUCCCCUGGGACCAGGCACCACCAGCCUGUCUCUCAUCGCCCAAGGCAAAGGGCAGGACAGGCCCUUGGAGGUGGCUGUUGGAGGAGAUGGGUGUUUAGUUUCAUCCUGGGAGGUGCUGCUGCUGCCCUGACUGAGUUGAGGGUGAGGGGUGAUGGGUGUGGCCCUGUAGCUGGUGGCUUUCUCUUGUCUACUAGGCCAGUCUCCGAUGACCCCCUUAACCUACAACAGCUCACAGUGUGGGGUGAGGAGCCCCCCAGCUUCUCUUAGUCUGAGCCUUGCUCCCAAGUUAUCGAGUCUCUCUGGGCCUCAGUGUUGCUGUCUGUAAAAUGGUGGAGUGGGUGGUCUGUAAAGGCCCUUCCACCCAUCAUGUUGAAUUCCAGAGUCCUUUGGAAGUCUCACUUUA